AUGGAGCAUGCGGGUGCCGGGAAGGACCUCAAAGCAGUGGAGGCCAUGAUCAUUGACACCAGCAUGCUUGGACUGGAUCCCCACCUGCACUGCCGAAUGCUGGGUCCAGCCGCCUCAAGGCCGACACCCAGUGAUGUGGUGAAGUCCAUCGAGGCCCAGCUCCUGCAGCCGCAGAAGUUGCCCAGCGCCAUGCGUAUGCACACAGGCCCAGCGCCCACGGUGAAGAGGUCGGCGCUGCCCUGUCUCGAGCUGCAGUUUGAACCACGUGUAGCUUUGCCCCCCUGGGAUGUAGGUUUGCUGCAGGUGCACUUGCCCACGAUGCAAGGCAAAUUACAUAUGCAACUUCUUCUCCAACUUUUGACUGCCAGUGUGGCGAGCGCGGCCAUUUGCCCCUCCGGCGAAUGUCGGGCGACAUCGGAGGCCGAUGUGGAGCUCGCGGAAGCGGAUGAGCUGGCAGCGAUAGACUUCCAGCUCCUGCAAACCAAGGUACAGCAUGAGGUGAUCCAUGUCGAGGCGUAUGCUGCCUCCGCCAUUCCGAAGCGGGUCGUGUCUGGCGAAGGCGGCGUGUGCUGGUCCGAGGAGGAUUGCUGCUCUGAGGACGCAGAUGAGGCAUACUGCCCUUUGUUCUGCAAAGCUGGCACCGAGAUCGACACGCACAAUGCGAAGGGAUGGGAGGUCAAAGGCCAGUGUAUGAAGAAAUGGCCUGGCUACUGCCGGGAGGACGAGCAGUGCAAGACCAUCAGCCACGCUAAGGGGGAAAGCGGAGAACCCUCGUACAUUGGGAACUCCAUCUGCUUCCGCUCUGCUGGAUCUCUGGAUGGCACUUGCAGGAAUGACACCCUCUGUGAGUCCAUGUCGUGUGGACGAGGUACUUGCCGCUGGGGGAAAUGCACCUGUGACUUCGGUGUUGGCGGAGACCACUGCGACAAGUCCACCGAGGCGUUUGCCUUUCUCUUCUAUGGGGACAGCUCUGAAAAUUUGAUCUCGGUGCGAGUGCUUGUGAAGUCGAUGAGGGCCGCCGGAGCAAUUCAGGACAUCCUGGCGAUUGUGCCCAAGAACAUGGUCGACAAGACCCCCAAGCUGCACCUGGAGAUCCUGAUGCGCGAUGGGGUUAAGAUUUACUACACGGAUCCUAUCCCCAUGCCUGUGGUCAUGGAUGCGGACCCCGUCAUCCAUCAACGGUGGAGCGGCGUCAUGAACAAGUUCGCGGUCUGGCGGAUGACCGAGUACUCCCAAGUUGCAUUGAUGGACACGGACAUGGUGUUCGAUGUCGAUGCAGAGAGUCCCGGGAAGAUCUUCGCGGAAUGCAGCGCUCCGCUGUGCGCGGUGCGUGAUGGAGACUCACGGUUCAUGAACGCAGGUGUCAUGGUGGUCACACCUUCGGGGCAGCGAUUGGCGCACAUCCUGCAGGUGCUGGCAGAUGAGCAGCACCACUUUGCGAUGCCAGAGCAGUCUUUCCUGACCCAGUACUGCAAGAACAAGAAGUUCAAGAUGAAGCUGCAGUUCUUGGACAAGAAGUGGAACUCGUGCGUGGGCGGCGGCAUGCUGCACAACACCGGCUGGGAAUCGACAGGCUACAAUGUGCUGCACUCCUGCUCGUGGACAGGGAAGCCUCCGAACAUGAAGAUGUGCUUUCCAGGGAAGUGCAGCAGCAACGAGGAAUGGCACACGGUCCUCGUUUGGCAGUUCUUCCACAUGCAGGUGGACAGCUGCAUCCGGCAUGAAGAUGUCAAUACUUGCAAUGGACAUCGAAGCCAGUGCCAGUGGUGCGGCAAGUAUUGCGGCACCAGGGAGAUCGCGUGUAACAAGAAGCUCUUCAACCAAACCUACAUCAAGGACAAAGAUGAGCCCGACAUCCAGGAAGCCUCCCGACUCGGAGCUCUCACUCGGAGCGUGUGGGACAUGCCGGACAACACCUCUCAGCAGGAGUGGAACAACCUCCCUACCGGGUCUUGGGCCUGGCCCCAGGUGGCAAUGUAUCAGAUCCUGAUCGAUCGCUUUGCCACGACCAAGCCCAAACACUGCGAGAAGUUGAACGAGUACUGCGGUGGAAGCAUCCCUGGUAUCAUGGACAAAGUCAGCUACCUGGAGGAGCUGGGUGUGGAUGGCAUCGUUUUGUCCCCGAUCGUGGACCAGAUGCCCCACGGCUACCAUGGCUACUGGACAAAGGACCUCAACAAGGUCAAUCCUGCCUAUGGCACGGAGGAAGAUGUGCGGGAGAUGGUGAUCUUGCUCCAUGAGCGGAAGAUGAAGGUCAUCGUUGAUGUGAACAUGAACCAUGCAGGGUCCCAGAAGGUCAACGCAAGCAACCCUCAUGAUGUGUCACUCCUCAAGCCUUUUGACAAGCCUGAGCACUAUCAUUCAGACAACUGCAGCCUCAUCCACGACUCCGACUAUGAACGAGGCUCCUACUUCCUCGAGCACUGCAAGCUGUACGGGCUGCCGGAUUUCAACCACGAGAAUCCGGUGGUGUGGCAGGGCCUGAUGCAGUGGGUGCGAGACCAUGUGGACAAGUACGGGUUCGACGGUAUUCGCGUGGAUGCCGCAAGACACAUCAACAGGAACUUUUUGAACCACAUCCCGGAGACUGGCCCGCCGAUUCCUGCCUAUUAUGAGGUCGUGAACACAGACAUGGCCUACGUCUCGGGCUACGCCACCGGAGAUUACGGGGCAGUCUACAAUUAUCCUCUCUACUUUGUGCUGAAGGACAUCUUCGUUCCUGGCCCGAAGCAGAAGCCUAUGUCUGCCCUCGGCGAUUGGAUCGUCAAGCAGUCGCCCAAGGCUCAGGGCCGCCUGAUGUUGAACUUCUUGGACAACAACGACCUGCCACGCUUUCUGUAUCGGAUCGGCGAGGGUGGCGGCGUGCCCGAGGCAACAAUGCUGGCGCUUUACCACAAUGCACUGCUGUCGAUGAUGGGCAUGGAGGGAUUGCCGGCCCUUCUCUUCGGCUCGGAGCAGAAUGCUCGUGGGCGUCUGAAUUAUUCCGAUCCGCUGAAGGUGGACAACUGGAGGCAGCCUUUGUGGCAUCACGGCUACAACACAUCCACCUCAACCUACCAGCUCAUCAAGAAGGUGCUGUGGGUCCGGCAGCGCACCAACGGCCUCCAUGCCUUCAAAUCCAUUCCCGUUUACAUGGACCACCAGGUUCUCGUUUGGGCUCGCGGUCCGGCCAUCUUUGCCGUGAGCAACGCUGGGCAACCCAGCAAAAUCCCAUCGCAGCGAGUUCUGUGGGACAAUGCCACGGCUGGGCUUGGUCCCUAUGGGACCCCAUCUCUCGUGUGCAACAUCCUGGACAUGAACCCUUUGAAGGACUGCGGUGUGCUCGUGCCCGGCAACAUUUCGAGACUGCAUCUCACCUCCGAUCCGAAGCUGUACGUACCAAAGGAGUACAUCACCGAGUACCUGUCCGUUCUAAAGAUUCGCAAAAAAGAAGGUGACAGAGUUGUUGAGGAGACAAAGAGCGAUCCCGCAGUGCUCCCCUUCACAAUGUGGAAGGUGAUGCCUGAUCCUCCCAAGAUUCAGAUCCAGGCUCAGAAGCGGCUUCCACGCUCAUGGAGACCUGGAACAGUGACUUUGAAUGGGAAUCCAUCCUGGGUAUGGCAUACGUUCCCCCAGCUUCCGCCUCACUUGGACAAGUGGGGACCACCCCUGGGAAUGCCAGUUCCGCAUGUCAUUAGCGGCUCCCUCAAGGACGGCUGUUUCUUCUUGGGUCCAGGAGAGAAGGAUGGUGCCUUGUAUGCCCGGCGGAAAGACAACCGGACGUACGUGCUUUGCCCGGAUGCCCCGGAGUUCUGCCCGCGCGUUAUCAAUGAUCAAGUGAAUUUGACUAGGCUGCGCGAACAUUCCCAGCAAGUGGACGUGCCCAAGCGGGAGCUGCCUGUGCUGCAUCUGACUUUUGAUGUGUGGUACGGUGUGUACCACAUGUUGGUCAGCGCGCUGCCUUCCAUUGCACCGCGACUGGACAUGCUUCGGAACGGCACCAUGGAGUUGAUGGUCCACGCCGGCCACAACUUCGUCGGCCAAAUCUUGUCCGUGCUUGGUGUGGAAGGCAAUAUCUUGCGGCCAACUUCAAACACAGAGGCAUUCCACUUCUGCGCGCCUGUGAUCCAUUUCGAUCUCUCCACCAGGCCACAGUACCCUCGCUUCGAGUUCUCGGUGCCUUACUUGGCCGAGUUCCGAAGAAAUCUACUAGCCAUGGACGAUUACAUGGAUGAGUCCGCCAGGCCCUGCAGACUGAAGAAUCGGGGGCAUAUCGUGGUCCUGUCACGAGGUCACGGCUCUAGAUCUCUUGGUAACGAGGACGAGAUGGUCCAGGCUUUGAAGACCUUGGGAAGACCUGUCGAGGUCGUGACGCCCGACCCGAAGAACUUCCUCCACACCCUGCAGGCGCUGUCCAGAGCGGAGAUCUUGCUGGGCGCACAUGGAGCCAACAUGGCCAACAUGAUCUUCGCACCGGAUGGCAUGAAGGUUGUGGAGAUCGUUCCUCAGGUGCCCUUCAAGAUGCAGGACUACCACUUUUGGGACUUGGCUGCAGCUUUGAACUUCACGUACCUUCCCAUUGGGGACAAGGUCAUGCCGAAUGAGUAUGACCACCAGCUCGCCGCGGACCCGAUGACGGAGGACAAGGCUGUCCUGUCGAUGAAUGUGGACGUCGAGGAGGUGAAAGCCUUGAUCUCCAGCUUGCUGCAAUGA
Molecule: messenger RNA, 4692 nt
Organism: Symbiodinium natans
Lineage: Eukaryota; Dinophyceae; Suessiales; Symbiodiniaceae
Source: the annotation of a GenBank genome assembly